Molecule: messenger RNA, 1098 nt
Organism: Ruditapes philippinarum (Manila clam)
Lineage: Eukaryota; Metazoa; Mollusca; Bivalvia; Venerida; Veneridae
Product: 3-keto-steroid reductase/17-beta-hydroxysteroid dehydrogenase 7-like
Exons: 5
Coding region: 1-774 (257 amino acids)
Biological process (GO): cholesterol biosynthetic process
Cellular component (GO): endoplasmic reticulum membrane
Molecular function (GO): 3-beta-hydroxysteroid 3-dehydrogenase (NADP+) activity
Source: RefSeq, a predicted model, not a curated record
AUGGGAUUGUCCUGGGAACAGGAUUUUCCUGGGAUUACAGGAGAUUCCUGGGAUUACAGGACUGUCCUGGGAACAGGACUUUCCUUGGAUUAUAAGACUGUCCUAAGAACAAGACAUUCCUGGGAUAGCAGAGCAAUAUUUUUUCCUGUUCUUUCCUGUCUUCAAGAAAUUCCUGGGAUUGUCCAGUCCCAUUUAACGGCUGGAGUUGGAUUAUCAGUUGCAGACCGUUUGCUGUCGGAGCAUGAAUGUAUACAUGUGUGUCUGGCAUGUCGCAACAAGGGUCGUGCAGAGAACGCCAGAACAAGACUUAUGAGACGUCAUCCUGAUUCAGAUAUAUCCAUCGUCAUAGUUGAUACAAGUUCUGUCGAGUCAGUUAUAAGGGCUUCAGAGGAAAUAAGGAACAAGUUUACAAGACUUGAUUAUAUAUACUUGAAUGCAGGAAUAAUGAAAGUUUCCAGUAUAAAUUGGUCUAAAAUUAUAGCUAUAUUUUCAAGUGAAGGUGUACGAAUAUUGAGUACUGGCUGGGGAGUACUGAACCACAUCAACGAGACAACACCAGAAGGCCUUCAAGAAAUAUUUGCUACAAAUCUCUUCGGACAUUUUGUUAUGGUAAGAGAACUGGAGGAUUGUUUAGGCAAAGCUCAGGAAACACAAAUUAUAUGGACAUCAUCACAGAAUGCUAAUUCUGAUGACUUUAGCUACACAGAUAUACAACAUAGAAAUGGGUAUAGUUAUAGUAUGAACUUUAUAUCUUUUCUUAAUGUUAUGUUUUAGUUUUGGAAAAAAAUUUACUGUUACAAAGUUCAGGGCUCGACAUUAAAGUUGUCCGACUGCUCGGGGCAACUAAAAGUUUGGUCCGGGCAAGUUAUUUUGAAAAGCACUUGUCCCACAGGGCACGUGAAAAUAAAGCAUCAUUGACAAAAUGCAUGUACAAAUUAAAUAGAAAAAACGUCUUUUCAUUUAUAAACAUCUGUAAAACAAAAUUACACCAUGAAUCAUUAUCAAUAAUGUGAAUACACUACGGUUAUGUACAUUUGUUUGUAUAGAAAAGGAAGCAAAAAUAUGAGCAUGCGCCGCGGUAAGGUUAAAUUCCCCGUU